Apiotrichum porosum is the source of this 684-nucleotide messenger RNA. RefSeq lists its product as uncharacterized. The transcript has 2 exons. Bases 1 to 684 code for a protein of 227 amino acids. Lineage: Eukaryota; Fungi; Basidiomycota; Tremellomycetes; Trichosporonales; Trichosporonaceae. The record is from RefSeq and is a predicted model, not a curated record.
AUGCUCGUCCUCGUCUACCUCCUCUCCCUCCUCCCCUUCGUUUUUGCCACGUUUGGCAACAAGCCCAUCUGUGGCACUACCACAGUCGGCUGCACCCGUACAACCACUGUUCCCGGCUCGGCGACCACCACUGUUACCCACACUGUCCCGGCUUGGUGCACUACCACUGUGACUAAGCCCACAACCGAGUGCAAGACCACGACCGUGACUUCGACUGGUACCGUGACCAAGACCCCCACCGUCAUUGUCACGGGCACUCCCACCGCCACCCGUACUCUGACUGUUUGCGCCGCUACGUCUACUGUCUGUGCGAACAAGUGGAAGAAGGACGAGAUCCCCAAGCACCUCACGAACGCCGAGCGCAUGCAGCUCGGUCUGCCUCUCCGCAGCCCCCAGGAGGAGAAGCGCUUCUUCUGGCCCGUCGGCCCUUCGUGCACCCCCACGACCGUGUCUUCGACUGCUUGGGUCACCAAGACCACUGCCCCUUGCGCCACCACCAACGUCCAGAGCUGCCUCCUCACCAAGACUUCGUACAUCCCCACCAUCACCCUCGUCACCAAGACCUCUACUUGCUACAGCACUAUCACCGCUCCCCCCGUUACGUCCACCAAGCCGUGCAGCAACCCCACCACUACCGUCACCGUCCGCACCACCGCCACGGUCACCAGCAAGUGGUGCUGGUAA